AUGCGGUCAAUUUGUUGUGUGGGAAAUCCCUGCAUCGAGAGAAUCGCGUUCAGGAAAAUAACGCUUGGAAGGCGUUGGCUGUCCCACUUUCGCGUUAUCAAGCAUGAAGUGCGUACGCAGCAUACACGACACUGGCCACGGGGGACAGAAGUGGGUUAUGAGAAUGACUUGAAGCUUGCCGUGAAACAAUAUGUUCCAUACAACGAGAAGAACACAUCGCUGGGCGAUGUCACCUUCAUUGCUGCGCAUGCUAAUGGCUUUCCAAAGGAGCUUUAUGAGCCAAUGUUUGAUGAUCUAUAUGAGGAGUUGAAAGCAUUGGGAAGGAGUAUUCGGGCGAUCUGGAUUGCCGAUUUGGCUCAUCAAGGUCAAAGCUAUAUCAUCAACGAGAAGGCGCUGGGAAAUGACCCAAACUGGUGGGACGGUGCCAGAGACCUCCUCUUCCUCAUAAACCAAAAGCAAGCUGAGAUGCCCCAGCCGCUAAUCGGCAUUGGCCAUAGCAUGGGAGGGUCACAACUGGCUCAGCUGUCACUCCUCCAUCCUCGACUACUGCAGGGGUUGAUCCUCAUCGACCCCGUUAUCCAGACCGAGAAUCCAAGCAAAAGCUUUGCAAAGCCGUCAACUUACCGUCGAGACACCUGGAAAUCCCGGGAAGAAGCAAGAGUGAAAUUCGAGAACAGUAAAUUCUAUCGGGCCUGGGAUUCAAGGGUACUUCAGAAGUGGGUGCAGUACGGGUUACGCGAUCUUCCCACUGAGAUGUACCCAGACAGAGGUGAGAGCAAAGAGCCCCCUGUGACACUCACGACACCGAAGUCGCAGGAAGUCUUCUCAUACUUGAGGCCGAAGUACUAUGGAACUUCUGGCGUCGCACCGGAGAAGGAUCGGGAUGUGUACGGUGACAUGCACCCAGAUGACAUUGAGGAAGGGUACCCGUUCUAUCGCCCCGAGCCAGCCCAGAUAUUCCGGCGACUGCCAGAGCUAAAGCCACCUGUUUUAUACGUGUUCGGGAACCAUUCUGAACUUGCGACGCCAGAAUUGAGAAGAAAGAAAAUGGAAACAACGGGAACCGGAGUCGGCGGAAGUGGUGGGUCCGCUGAAGGUAUGGUGAAGGAGGUCGUGUUAGAUUGCGGCCAUCUGGUGCCCAUGGAAAGAACUACAGCAUGCGCCGCUGCGGUGGCAGCGUUCACAGCAUCGGAGCUUGCUCACUGGGAGGAGCAGAUGUGUCAAGGGCAGGCACGAUGGCUGAUGAAGCCGAGGAGUGACAGAGUGGGAAUUGACGAUGAAUGGAAAAACAUGAUAGGACCCAGGGAUCCUCGGAAUAUAGAUGAUACCGCCGUGAAGAACAAGGGCAGCUAG
Molecule: messenger RNA, 1353 nt
Organism: Cladophialophora yegresii CBS 114405
Lineage: Eukaryota; Fungi; Ascomycota; Eurotiomycetes; Chaetothyriales; Herpotrichiellaceae
Exons: 4
Coding region: 1-1353 (450 amino acids)
Source: RefSeq, a predicted model, not a curated record